Messenger RNA from Aphis gossypii (cotton aphid), 3518 nucleotides. Its product is annotated as homeobox protein MOX-2-like. Gene Ontology annotation, biological process: regulation of transcription by RNA polymerase II; cell differentiation. The record is from RefSeq and is a predicted model, not a curated record. Gene Ontology annotation, cellular component: nucleus. Bases 536 to 1693 code for a protein of 385 amino acids. The transcript is spliced from 3 exons. Lineage: Eukaryota; Metazoa; Arthropoda; Insecta; Hemiptera; Aphididae. Gene Ontology annotation, molecular function: DNA-binding transcription factor activity, RNA polymerase II-specific; RNA polymerase II cis-regulatory region sequence-specific DNA binding.
CAGUAGCUGUUAAACUCGCAUUACAGUCACGUUUAUAGUCAUCGGCCGACCGUUCGUACGGACGUUAUACACGCGCGCGCGUCCUCGUCUUCGUCUUCGUCGUCGUCGUCGUGGUCGUAAUAAUAAUAAUAAUAACAACAACAGUGUAAUAUUAUUCUCACUCACCAGUCGAGCGUUUGCGUGUAUUAUUGUCGUGUACGGAUUUUUUUUUUUUAUCGUUACUUAAUUUUUUUUUUUUUUUGUAUCUCGAACCUCUCUGCGUGUGUCCGAUCGUCUCUGGCACGACGGAUCGUACUUAAUUGUUUUCGGCCGAGUGACACGCGCUACGUUUCGUCUUCGUUUCUCGGCGGUGACAAAAAUAGUGUUCCGAUUACACAAUAUAAUAUCAUACAGUGCAUCGCGAGCCGUGCGCUAAGGGUGGUUUUUUGUUGUCCGCGGGCCCCCGCGGGUGUGUGUCGCACGCGCGAGAUGCGUCGUCGUCAUCCGUCGUCGUCCGUUGUCGUUGUUCGUACCGGUGUGACGCGAUUCGUGUGAAAUGUUGAUGAUGAUGGACUGCAGCAACAGGAAGCCGCCGGCAGACUUGUCAUCCGGCAUGGUCGUAGCAACCGUAUCGUCGCCGGAGCUGGCGGUUGCUGGCACGUGGCACCCCCACGUGUACGGCAACCCCCCCAGGACGCCCACUGCCCAUAAUGUGGCCGACAUACUCGGAUGGACCAAGUCCGGUACCGACGAACAACCCCUGAACCUGUCAACGGCUAAACGGCCAAACGGUACCGUGCUGGACUUGACCAAGAUCAAACGGAAAGCGGACGUGAUACCCACGACAGCAGUGAAGUUAAACAACAAUAACAACAAUAACAAUAACAACAACGGCGUUGGUAGUCAUCUACAACAGCAUCACCAUAAUCAUUUUAAUCAUCAGCUCCAGCAUCAUAAUCUUCAGUCGCUGCCGUCUACCACGCAGAAUAAUAACAUGACAGCGGCAGUAGUGGCUACAACAACAACGGCGGCAGCGUCAGCGGCUUUAGCCACGGUCACGGCGACGGCCGCUCCACUGCCGGUACGGAAGAAGUCUCGAAAGGAUGUACCACCUUCGUCGUCGCCGGGUUUACUGGUGAGCUCGUCUUCCGGUUCACCGGCCGGGCAGCUGGCUGGAGAGAGUGACGGUGGACACUCGUCCGAUGGUUGUGGUGACCGGAAACGGAAGAAGGCGCGGACCACGUUCACCGGCCGACAGAUAUUUGAGCUGGAGAGGCAGUUUGAGUUAAAAAAGUACCUCUCAUCGUCCGAACGAUCCGAAAUGGCGAAAAUGUUGGGCGUCACCGAGACACAGGUGAAGAUUUGGUUCCAGAACAGACGGACAAAGUGGAAAAAGCACGACACCGUGACGACCACGGAAUCCGCAGAUCCGGCUACAGCUGCCGCCGCCGCAGCAUCGGCAGGACUCGGCGGCGGAGGUGGACUGGCUAAGUGUUCGCCAAAGGCCGCAGCCGGCGCCAAGUUUCUCAGCGAGGGCGACGACCACUCGUCGUUGGAAGACUCGGAAAGCUGCUACAGCAGCGUGGACGCUGCAGAGUCCAAGGUGGUCAUGGCCCGGACGCCCGAGUCGCUGCCACCCACGUCACCGACGACGGAUAACGAUACCGCGGCCACGGCAACUACAACGACAGCCAUGGCCAGGGCGCCCAGCUAGAGGGAAAACUUUAGUCGUUUUUCUUAAAACUUAUAUAAAUGUAACGAUAUUCGAUCAAAUAUACCUUACGAACGGCUCGCUCUAUUGAAUAUAAUAUUGUGUUUGUUUUUUUGGUUUUUUUUUUUCUAGACGCGCGGUGCGUGUAAUAAUAAUAAAUUAUUAUUAUUUGUCUGUGUGUGUUAAAAAUUAAUAAAUAAAAAAAAAGACAAAAAAAGCGUCUCGGGAGGAAAUUAAAAAAUGAUUUAACAUUAAUAUUAAUAUUAUAUUAUUGAUGUAAUAUCGCUAUACUAUUAUAUACAUAAUAUAUUAUAUUAUAUAUAUAUUAUAUUUUUUUUUUAUUAGAUUCCUAACAUUUAGUAGUAUAACACAUGCAAUAUAUAUUUACCGUGGUGUGAUCAGCAAUGAUAUUGUACAGCUAACCUUUAACGGAUAGACGUCGUUCACGACGCGAACCCAAACUUUAUUAUGAUGAUUACCCAUAUAUAUAAAAGUAAUAUAUAUUAUAUUAUGACGACGUGUCGCCUGCAAACUAUUUUCGCUAUUAUACUUUCGCACUGUUUAUUGUUAUAAUAAUAUUGUGUAUUUCGAGUGUAUAAUACUGUUAUAAACUAAACGAUUAGGAAGAAAGUAUGUGUGUUCAUUAUUUUCUGUAUUAUACGCGAUUGUAUUUAUUAUAAUAUAACAUUUAUCAUUAAAAAUGUUGGACACAGGGCCGUGUUUGUGAUUUUUAACCUCAUGUUUGAAACAAAAUAAUACUCUCUUGUUUAAAAAAUAGUAAAUAAAUAAUUCGUUACACUCUGGAAAAUUAAAAUAUAUAUUUACAUAAGUAUUGAAAUGAUACUUUACGAUUACUGGCAAAACAAAUAACACUAUUUUGUAGUGUUGAUAAUAAUUAAUAAACGAUAAGGUGAAACGAGCAAAUAUAGGUACCAUCCCUCAAUUCUCAAAUACGGCUCUGGAUUGUUGUGUUGAAUUUUUCAUUUAUCGUUUUGUAAAUAACAUAAUUAUAAUAACAUUUUAUCGAUGUAGAUGACACGCGCACAAGAGGUCCUUUGAAUGUUUUGAAUAGGUGUUCCUGAUAAAGCGUCACAUUUCUCCCAUCACCCGUUUGCACACGGGAUUUUUAGUUUUUCUUUUAUCCGUUGACUCGCAAAGUACAAAAUAUGAUUAUAAACAUCGUGAUUUUUCAUCUCCGAGUAUUAAAUGUACGUACCUCUACCUCUCUCUCUCUCUAUCUAUUUACGAUUAUGCUCUCUUUAUAAAAUAUUUUAUCGCUGUACGUUAUCAAUAUUAUUAUUAUUAUUAUUAUUACUAUUUGUAUUGUUUAGAGUGUAUCUAUCGUCCAUACGAAUAUCUUGUAUUUGUUUUUAUGUUAUAAUGUGUAAUAAAAACGUCUUUAUUUUGUAACGCCUUCCUUGCGACGGACGAAUUAUAUUAAAUAGGAAAAAAAAUAUGGUCUUUAGAACCUAAACAACGAUCGAUUAUACCUACAUAAAAAUAUUUUUGAAUAUUAAUUAAGCAGAACUCUCGCGAUACUUUUCCUUAAUUAUUACCUAUAUGAUAAUUACGUGUCCAUGAUUAUUAAUUGUAUAUCUGUGCACGCUGCACGCGCAUCCGUGUGUUUAUUAUUUAUUGUGUAUAGAAUGUGUAUUGUGUAUAGUACCUUCAUAAUAAUAUUAUGUACCGCCUUCAAUGGAUAUUUGUGUAUAAAAAUCGAACGUGUAUAAUAUGUAUGAAGAUUUAUUUUCAGUGUGUUACAUGUUAUUUUUUUUAAAAAACCAACAUAAUAAAUGUGAAAGGAGAAUUAUAAUAUUAUUUGCAUUUU